Strongylocentrotus purpuratus (purple sea urchin) is the source of this 1705-nucleotide messenger RNA. Its product is annotated as annexin-B12. The transcript is spliced from 13 exons. Lineage: Eukaryota; Metazoa; Echinodermata; Echinoidea; Camarodonta; Strongylocentrotidae. The record is from RefSeq and is a predicted model, not a curated record. Gene Ontology annotation, molecular function: calcium-dependent phospholipid binding; calcium ion binding. The coding region runs from base 1 to 1233 and encodes 410 amino acids. Gene Ontology annotation, cellular component: cytoplasm.
AUGUCUACAUUUCUACUUGCCUCCGACAUCAAGCGAUUCACUGCUUCGUCGUCGAGCGCCACAUCUCUUCUCUUCUCUUCUCGCCUGAGAGCUUCAACCACAUCUUCAUCACGGACAUCAGCGUCGAGAUUCUUCACGGCUCUUCAGCCACGACAACGAAGUUACAUCUCCGCCUCUUCAAGCCUCCGCAACAUUCAUCGCGAAGGGGGUCAGAUUGUCCCGACGGACCAACCACCAUGUCCGGUCAGGACUCGUCCGGCCAUCGUCUACAGGGAUUGCUUAUCGAGGGGUACAGUGCAGACAGCAGGAGAUUUUAAUGUACAGAAGGAUAUUGAAGAACUUCACAAAGCGUUUAAAAGUGCGGAUGACAAGGUAAUCACAGAGAUUCUAUCGAGGCGGACAAAUGAACAGAGACAAGUCAUUGCGAAGGCGUAUGAGGAGAAAUAUAACACGAACCUUCACGCCGAAUUACAAGUGGACUUGAGUGAGCCAUACCGAAAAGCAGUCAGCGGACUCCUCGAAGAACCCUUCAUUUUCCUCGCAAAACAUGUCAGGCACACUUUAAAGAGUUCGGCGCUCGCCCAUAAAGACGUCCCGUUACUCGAGAUUUUAUACCCACUUGAACCACAGGAGGUAGAUGCAAUUGUACAGGCCUACAAAGAAGAAUAUAAUCAGGAAUUGGAGGAGGAGAUUGGAAAGCAAAUAAGCGGAGUAUUCAAGGAUAUACUCAUUCGGCUUGUUACCGGAAAACGCAGUACACAUCGAAAAGUUGACGUCCCCCAAAGGAACAAAGAUCUAGAAUACCUCAGAAAUAAUACGGCAGAACGUCUGCAAUCAGCUGAUGAUGACGUCAUUAGGAUCUUCGGUAACUCGAGUUUACCGCAACUGUCUUCCAUAUUCCUCAAUUUUGACAAGGCGGGAGGUUGCACGCUGCAAGAGUUCAUCAGAAACAGUGGCAUGGAAGCUCGCAGCAAGGAGGCAUUCGGCGUGAUGGUGAAGAGCGUGUAUAAUCGCACAGGGUUUUAUGCUGAUCAGCUCCACAUGGCCAUCAAAGACAUCAGCUCAGGCAAUGAUGACAAGCUCAUGAGAAUUGUCAUCUCAAGAUCCGAGAUCGACUUGGAAAAUAUCAAGGACUUCUUCCAAAGUGCGUACAGUCACACACUCACCGAUUUUGUCUACGACGACACGAGCGGAGACUACAGGAAUCUGCUGCUCCGAUUGGUCGGCAUGUAGACUACGUAGUGAUGACGUCACUCUCACAAAAGCAGCCUCUCUCUCUCUCUCUCUCAGUCAUGUCUCAGAUUUAUUUGUUUGGGCAUUGCAUACAUUCACGUGUUUUGUUCUGUUUCUGCUUCCACUUUCUCAAGAGGGUAUAUUUGAAUAGUUUUUGAUUGAGUAGAUCUGUCAUUUUUCUGUUAAUCUUUCCAUCUUCUGUUCAUAUUUCCAUCCAUCACUCUUCUUUUUUAUUUACUUUCUAUCUUUCUGUUUAUCUUUCCAUUCGACACGUUUCUAUUUUUCUGCACUGCCGCCAUAAAUCCCACCGAAAUACUACGAUAAAAUGUUUAAGAUACGUCCGACGGAUACGUAUCUGUAAUGGUAAUUAUCCAAUGUUUUCUUCAUAGUUUAGAUGGGUCUGCGGAUGGGUCUAAAUGUGUAUAAUAUCAGGAAUUUUUCAUUGUUUAUUUAAAUUGUAUUCGGGAGGGAG